AUGGCUGCCCCUACGCCAGUGGCAGCUCCGGCUAAGCAGCGCCGCAUCGCCGUUCUAACUAGUGGGGGGGAUGCGCCUGGAAUGAACGGGGCCGUGAGAGCCGUUAUCCGCAUGUCGAUUCACUGUGGUUGCGAGGCCUACGCUGUUCACGAAGGGUACGAUGGUCUGGUGCAGGGAGGGGACUACUUUAGGCAAAUGUUCUGGGAGGAUGUCCGGGGAUGGCUGUCUCGUGGAGGAACAUUGAUCGGGUCUGCAAGGUGCAAGGCCUUCAGAGAGCGUGAGGGGAGGCUAAAAGCCGCUAAGAAUAUGGUUAUUCGUGGGAUUGAUGCCCUUAUUGUGUGUGGCGGUGAUGGCUCGCUGACUGGAGCUGAUAUCUUUCGCUCCGAGUGGCCCGGUCUACUGGAAGAGCUGGUGAAGAAUGGAGAGCUCAGCUCAAAACAGAUUGAGCCCUUCAAGUCGUUGAAUAUUGUUGGACUGGUGGGCUCUAUUGACAAUGACAUGUCCUUAACAGAUGCUACCAUUGGCUGUUACUCGUCCCUGCACCGGAUCUGUGAGGCUGUGGACGAGGUCUUUGAUACCGCUUCUUCCCACCAGCGGGGUUUUGUUAUAGAGGUCAUGGGUAGGCAUUGUGGAUGGUUGGCAUUGAUGUCUGCCAUCAGUACCGGAGCGGACUGGCUGUUUAUUCCUGAGAUGCCUCCCCGAGACGGCUGGGAGGAUGACAUGUGUGAUAUCAUCACUCAGAACCGACGAAGAGGUAAACGACGAACUAUUGUUAUCAUUGCUGAGGGAGCCCAGGACAGUCAUCUUGAAAAGAUCACGUCCAAUAAGGUCAAAGAUAUUCUCAGUGAUCGGCUGCAGCUCGACACCCGAGUCACUGUCCUAGGGCAUACACAACGAGGUGGCGCAGCCUGUGCCUAUGACCGAUGGCUAGCUACACUCCAGGGCAUUGAAGCUGUCAAGGCUGUCCUAGAAGCCAAGCCGGGCUCCCCUUCGCCAAUCAUCACUAUCCGAGAGAACAAGAUCGAAAGGACCUCCUUAGUCGAGGCUGUAAGGGUUACGAAAAGUGUCUCUGAGGCCAUAGCGAAGAAGGACUUUGCUACUGCCAUGGCACUGCGUGACUCCGAAUUCAUGGCUCUCCACAGAGCAUAUAUCAACACUACCACACCACACCAUCCAAAACUGCUACUUCCAGAAGCGAAGAGAAUGCGUAUUGCUAUUAUUCAUGUCGGAGCUCCAGCUGGUGGAAUGAACCCCGCUACCCGAGGUGCAGUAGCAUACUGUCUGGCUCGCGGCCACACUCCCAUUGGAAUCUACAAUGGCUUCCCAGGUCUCUGUAGGCAUCAUGACGAUAAACCCCUGGGCUCUGUCAGAGAGGUCAAAUGGCUCGAGUCGGACUCGUGGGUCAACGAGGGUGGCUCAGAAAUUGGUACUAACCGUGGCCUCCCAUCAGAGGACAUGGAGACCACUGCCAAAUGCUUUGAGCUCUAUAAAUUUGAUGCCUUAUUUGUCAUCGGAGGCUUUGAAGCAUUCACUGCUGUAAGCCAAUUGCGAAAAGCAAGAAAGGACUAUGAUGCCUUCAAGAUCCCGAUGAUCCAGCUACCUGCUACUAUCUCCAACAACGUCCCCGGAACAGAAUACUCCCUGGGAAGUGAUACUUGUCUCAACACCCUGGUUAACUUUUGCGAUGUCAUUAGACAGUCAGCUUCCUCCUCUCGACGUCGAGUGUUUGUUAUUGAGACGCAAGGAGGACGAUCUGGUUACAUUGCAACCAUCGCUGGGUUGUCCGUCGGCGCAUACGCAGUGUAUAUCCCCGAAGAGGGUAUCAGUAUCAAGAUGCUUGCCAACGACAUCGAGAAUCUACGAAAAAGCUUUGCUACCGACCGCGGUGCCAACCACGCUGGCAAGAUUAUCCUACGCAACGAGCGUGCCUCCGCCACAUACACCACCCAAGUGAUAGCCGACAUGAUCAAGGAAGAGGCUAAGGGACGAUUCGAAUCCCGCUCUGCUGUCCCAGGUCACUUCCAGCAGGGCGGCAAGCCCUCUCCCAUGGAUCGUAUCCGCGCCCUUCGCAUGUCUCUCAAAUGCAUUCAACAUUUUGAAGAGUAUGCUGACAAGAGCCCGGACGAGAUCGCGGCAGACGACAUGUCUACCGUCGUCAUCGGCAUUCGAGGUAGCGAGGUGGUCUUCAGCCCCCUUGGUGGUAAGGAUGGGCUGGAAGCGACUGACACCGACUGGGAGCACCGACGGCCCAAGAACGAGUUCUGGCUCAAAUUCCGAGAGAUGGUCGAUACUUUAAGCGGCCGACCCGACGGCAACUAUAAGACGGACGAUGCGUGA
Molecule: messenger RNA, 2337 nt
Organism: Trichophyton benhamiae CBS 112371
Lineage: Eukaryota; Fungi; Ascomycota; Eurotiomycetes; Onygenales; Arthrodermataceae
Exons: 3
Coding region: 1-2337 (778 amino acids)
Biological process (GO): fructose 1,6-bisphosphate metabolic process; fructose 6-phosphate metabolic process; canonical glycolysis
Cellular component (GO): 6-phosphofructokinase complex; cytoplasm; mitochondrion
Molecular function (GO): ATP binding; monosaccharide binding; 6-phosphofructokinase activity
Source: RefSeq, a predicted model, not a curated record